Molecule: messenger RNA, 854 nt
Organism: Brachypodium distachyon (stiff brome)
Lineage: Eukaryota; Viridiplantae; Streptophyta; Magnoliopsida; Poales; Poaceae
Product: thioredoxin 1
Exons: 2
Coding region: 75-602 (175 amino acids)
Cellular component (GO): cytoplasm
Molecular function (GO): oxidoreductase activity, acting on a sulfur group of donors, disulfide as acceptor; protein-disulfide reductase activity
Source: RefSeq, a predicted model, not a curated record
AACUUUCUGUCUUUCUCCCCCACUUCGCGAACUCAUUCCGAUCCCAUCGAUCCUUCAGUCCUUCUCCCCUUCCCAUGCCGACGACAGCGGCGGCGAUAGCCUCCCCUCCGUCUCCGGGGGGCUCCACCACCGCCCGACGCCGGAAGCCCCUCCCUCUCCUCCGCCCCCGCGCCGCCUCCUUCUUGCAGCCGACGAGGCGGCUGACAGCACGCGCCGUCGCCGCCUCCGCCGGCCGCCGCGACCGCGUCGUCUGCAAGGCCAAGGACGCCUCCUCCGCCACCGACCACGUGGGCGAUGUAGGGGAGCAAACAUGGGACGAGGCCGUGCUCGGGUGCGAGACGGCGGUGCUGGUCGAGUUCUGGGCGCCGUGGUGCGGCCCCUGCCGCCUGAUGCACCCCGUCAUCGCAGACCUGGCCAAGGCCUACGCCGGCAGGCUCCGUUGCCUGAGGGUGAACACCGACGAGAACCAGGAGGUGGCAACGAGGUACGGCAUCAGGAGCAUCCCCACCAUCCUCAUCUUCAGCAAGGGCGAGAGGAAGGAGACCAUCAUCGGCGCCGUCGCCGACACCGCCUUGGCUGCCACCGUCGACAGGUUCUUGUAAGGCAAAGCAGGCUAGAUCAUUCAUAUCAGAGUUGCUGAAAACGUUGCAACUGUUUUCGUGGUUUACGGAAUGAAAGACUCACGGGCCGGAUCAGCUAGUUUGCUAUCAACUCUUGCUAGCUUUUGACCAAAGGAAUGAAGAGUUAAUUUGUAUGUGAGACAUUUACGUGUACCCAAUUAUAUGUAACAUUUACAUACCCGGUUUAAUACUCCCUCACUAACUUUGUACUAAAUCCAAGAUACUUAUUACGGA